This is a messenger RNA of Trichobilharzia szidati, 1911 nucleotides long. Lineage: Eukaryota; Metazoa; Platyhelminthes; Trematoda; Strigeidida; Schistosomatidae. The record is from the annotation of a GenBank genome assembly.
GCGCAGCCUGAUACAAAAUCAUGGUAACAAAAUGGAAUUUGGUGGUAGUUUAGAAAGUUUCAUCAGGCAUGAGGUAACAGUAAUCGGUGGGAAUGAAUCGCCCAAUAAACUGUAUUUCGGGAGGAAUGAGUCGGGAGUGCCUGUCAAAGAUAUCGUUACACUUCUUGACAUAUUAGGACAACUUUCUGCAAAAGCUCAAAGGCUGCCUGGACCCGUGACUUCCUAUCAAAAGUUCCGUACCUCAAAUCAUAGGAUAUUCCUAUUAUCCAAUAUUCCUAAAAAGAUUGUUUUAGGUUUCCUUAAGAUCGGCAAGAAAAAGCUUUUUGUACAUGACAGAAAAGGGGCAUGUAUUGAGUGCGUGCCUUUAUGCGUUUUGGAUUUUUACAUACACGAAUCAUAUCAACGACAAGGAUGUGGCAAAAAGCUGUUCGACUUUAUGCUGCAGACUGAAGGUAUCAAACCAUCCAGUUUAGCGAUUGAUCUACCCUCUAAGAAAAUGAUUCAAUUUCUACACAAGCAUUAUCAUUUAAUUAAUCCAAUUUAUUCACCAAAUAAUUUUGUAAUUUAUUCAGAAUUUUUUAAUGAAAUUUUACGUGAUUCAAUGAAUACAAGAAGACAGUCAGUCAAUGUAAAUUCUAAGCUGACACCAAUUCGAAUCUGGGAUAGUAAAAAUACACUUAACAGCAAUAAUAAUAAGCAUAAUAACAAGUCAGAUAUUUCUUUAAAUGACAACAUUUUAAAUUGUCACCGUCCUUCAUCUAGUAAAACAAAUCGUUGCGCUGACAGUUCAAUGUCUAUUGAACAAACACUAUUGAAUAGUAAGAUAAACAACAAAGACAACAAUAAUGAUGAUUAUGCUCAGAGUACAGAAUUAAACAAUCGACAAGUAAAUCAACCGCACACUAAGAUAAAUGAAAUGCCAACUCAGUUAACCAUUAUACGAUCGAAGUGUUCAAAUGAUGAAAAGGAUUGUAAUCGAUCUUUCAAACAAAUUGAAGGCACUCAAUUAAGUGAGGGGGAUGACGGAAGAAAGUGUUUUGUUCAAAAUGACAUUGAAAAGACUAACAAAUGUGAUGUACAACAAAAAGUUAUUCAGAAUAAUGUAAAUAACCUGACAGUAUCAACGAAAUCAGAUUACUCUGUAUUAAACAGUUCAGGGGUAUGCAGUUAUCGUUCAUCGAAACUGCUGAAUCGAUCUAAAUCCAGCUACUCGUAUAUCAGCGCUGUACGUAAUCAUAAUUGUCAUACACGAUUGUGGUGAUUUGAUCUACUAAAAUGAAGCAAAGUUACUUCUUGAUGACGAAUUUUCUCAGUGAAUUAUGAAUGCUCAUCACACCAAGUGGUGUUCCUUUUCUCUCUCUCUCUCCAAUAAAUCGAUCAGGCGAAUGCUUGUAAAUACUGAGGUGGAAAUAAUUCUACUGGCAACAACAAUUUCUUCAAAUUUUUUAGAUGACUUUUUAUUCAAACUGCCCUUUGUCAAGAACACGUUUACACAGUGUGUAUGCAAUAUUCAUGAAGACGUUGAUCUUUCUGCUGAACAUACAUAUUUUUUAUUUUAUUCGAUGAGAAAGAUAAUUUGUCUGUCUAUUUUGCUUCUUUUUUCACCACCAUCUUUCCGCUACACUGUUGACUAAUUUUUCUGUGAUUCCAUCUGUUUGUUUGUUUUUUCUUGUAUUUUUCCGAUACUACUGAUAUCGCUACUCUUAGUAGUAUUAACAGAGAACUUGUUUGGUGAUAACGGAUUGAGUUCUGUGUGUGUGUGUGUGUGAGUUGGUGCAUGGAUGAAAAGGAUUUUGACGUUUAAAUGAAUACCGUGGUGUAAUUCUUUUUCAAUAUAUGCAUAUUUUUCUUGUGGAAAUGAUUGCGUGUUAUUACGUAACAUAACAUUAUGUACAUAUUGUUCUUUGUCGA